CUACCGCGGUCACCAGGGAGCUGCGCGCGCUGAUGACGCAGCGGCGCCCCUAGCGACCGCGGUCACCAGGGAGCGGCCGAGCUGCGCGGCGGCAUGGACGCGACCACCGCCCCGCACCACAUCCCCCCGGAAAUGUCCCAGUACGGAGAGGCGAACCACAUCUUCGAGAUGAUGCAGAACAUGCUGGAGCAACUCCUGAUCUACCAGCCCAAGGACCCCAUCCCGUUCAUGAUUAAUCACUUACAACUAGACAACGAUAACGUGCCGAAGAUUGUAAUAUUAGGUCCACCCGCCUCGGGGAAAACAACUAUAGCAAUGUGGCUUUGCAAACAUCUGAACAGCAAUCUUCUAACCAUGGAGAACUUGAUAGCAAAAGAAUUUUCUUCUCUGGCUGCAGAGGCCAGGAGGCAUUAUCAGACAGUCAAGACAGUGCCCAGCAUGCAGCUUGUCAGACUGAUUCGGGACCGCCUGAGUGAGGAGGACUGCAUCAGGCGGGGCUGGAUCCUGGAUGGCAUCCCUGAAUCUCGGGAGCAGGCUCUGAUGAUCCAGACCCUCGGGAUCACCCCCAGACACGUCAUCGUGCUGAGUGCUCCAGACACAGUCCUGAUUGAGAGAAACUUGGGGAAGAGAGUCGACCCUCAAACUGGAGAGAUUUAUCAUACCACCUUUGACUGGCCCCCUGAGCCUGAAAUCCAGAACCGACUGAUGGUGCCAGGGGGCAUCUCGGAGCUGGAGACAGCAGGGAAACUGCUGGAGUAUCACAGGAACAUCGUCAGGAUCCUCCCCUCGUACCCCAAAAUCCUGAAAGUCAUCAGUGCCGACCAGCCGUGCAUGGAUGUCUUUUACCAGGCUCUGACCUAUGUCCAAACCAACCGUCGAUCUAAUGCCCCGUUCACCCCGAGGGUGCUGCUUUGCGGGCCCGUGGGCAGUGGGAAGAGUCUGCAGGCUGCUCUCCUGGCCCAGAAAUACGGCCUCGUCAACGUCUGCUGUGGGCACCUGCUGAAAGAGGCCGUGGCAGAAAAGUCAAAAUUUGGCGAGAUGAUCCAGCCCUUUUUUGAAAAGGACACGGCAGUCCCUGACAGCAUCAUCGUGAAGGUGCUGAGCCAACGCCUGAGCCAGCAGGACUGCCUGCAGAAAGGGUGGGUGCUGCACGGCUUCCCGAGGGACCUGGACCAGGCGCACUUGCUGCACAGCCUGGGCUGCAAGCCCAACAGGGUGUUCUUCCUGAAUGUGCCAUUCGAUACUGUCAUUGAGCGGCUGACCCUGAGAAGAACCGAUCCUGUCACGGGAGAAAGGUACCACCUCAUGUACAAGCCACCUCCAACCAUGGAAAUCCAAGCCCGUCUCCUGCAGAGCCCCAAGGAUGCUGAGGAACACAUCAAGCUCAAAAUGGACCUGUUCUACAGGAAUUCCGCGGAGCUGGAGGAGUUCUACUGGCAGGCCCUCACCCUCAACGGGGACCAGGACCCGCACACGGUCUUUGAAUACAUAGAGAGUGGGAUCAUCAAUCCCCUGCCCAGGAAAGUGCCCUGACGGCUUCUGAGCAAGGAGCAGCCCCCAGGGAAACAAGGUUACCCGCCCGCCCCCCCGCCCCCACUGCCUUCUGGAGCCUCAGCUAGGCCAAUAAAGAGCUCUGGGUGCAGUC
Messenger RNA from Ceratotherium simum simum (southern white rhinoceros), 1645 nucleotides. RefSeq names its product adenylate kinase 8 (gene AK8). Gene Ontology annotation, molecular function: AMP kinase activity; ATP binding. Lineage: Eukaryota; Metazoa; Chordata; Mammalia; Perissodactyla; Rhinocerotidae. Gene Ontology annotation, biological process: nucleobase-containing compound metabolic process. The record is from RefSeq and is a predicted model, not a curated record.